Mytilus californianus (California mussel) is the source of this 7249-nucleotide messenger RNA. Its product is annotated as proprotein convertase subtilisin/kexin type 7-like. The transcript has 17 exons. Gene Ontology annotation, molecular function: serine-type endopeptidase activity. The record is from RefSeq and is a predicted model, not a curated record. NCBI's taxonomy places the organism in Eukaryota, Metazoa, Mollusca, Bivalvia, Mytilida, Mytilidae. The coding region runs from base 72 to 2825 and encodes 917 amino acids. Gene Ontology annotation, cellular component: Golgi membrane; trans-Golgi network. Gene Ontology annotation, biological process: protein processing.
AAACAACUUCCGUUUUAAUUUUUUUUGCCGACUACAAAUCCUUAUUUGAUAUCAAACACAGGUGAAUUGACAUGCAUAAUGGAGAAAAGAUAUUGUUAUUGCUUCUUCUAAGUCUAACAUGCUGUUUAUUUGAUAAACCUGCUGAAAGAAAAAAACAGAUCCCAUUUGCUCCUCACACAGACAAUUAUAAAGACACUUUGUUAUGGACAAUUGAAUUAAAACAUAAUAAAAGUGAACAUGUAGAACAAAUUCCAGGUCACAGUCAUGACCAUCAAGAUGACCUCUAUAGAUUUGGCAAUAUUUACAUACAAAGUGAAGGUCAAACUGAAAGUGACAGAAACCUAGCAAGAAAAGUAGCACCAGAAUGUAAUCUAACAUUCCUUGGACAUAUUGGACAGUUAAAAAAUAUAUAUCUGUUUGGACAUGUCUUAUCUCAGUAUACAGAACAGAACACAACAAAUCAGUUUAUAUAUGUUGACUUUAAAACAUUGAAAUCUGUGAUAGAUGAUAUAGAAACAAAACUAGACAAUCAUGAUAAUGUGGUCUGGUUCCACAGAGAGAAAGUUUUCUCCAGGGAAAAGAGAAGGAUACAGUUCAGUGAUCCAGCUUAUAACAAACAGUGGCAUUUGAAUAACCCUGUUAGUGGUAUGGAUAUUAAUGUAACUGGUGUAUGGGAACACAAUAUAACUGGUUUAGGUAUCACUGUUUCAGUUGUAGAUGAUGGUUUAGAAUGGACAAAUGCAGACAUCACAGAAAACUAUAGUAAAGAGGGAAGUUAUGAUUUGAAUUCUAAUGAUGAUGAUCCUAUGCCUGACGGGAGAGUUGCUAACAACCAUCAUGGUACUCGAUGUGCUGGAGAGAUAGCAGCUGUAGUCAAUAACUACUGUGCUGUAGGUGUCGCUUAUAAAGCUAAAGUUUCUGGAAUACGUAUAUUGGAUGGACCAAUGACUGACAGUCUAGAAGCAAAAGGAUUUAAUGAAAGGAUUCAAGUCAACGACAUAUAUAGCUGCAGUUGGGGACCUGAUGAUGAUGGAAAAACAGUAGAUGGGCCUCAUUUUAUGGCUGCUAAAGCUAUAAGAUAUGGUAUAGAUUUUGGUAGGAAAGGUUAUGGUAGUAUAUAUGUUGUUGCUAGUGGUAAUGGAGGUCGUUUCUAUGAUAACUGUAACUAUGAUGGAUAUGCCAACUCUAUAUAUACUGUAACAAUAGGGGCAGUUGAUGAGAAUGGUAAUAUGCCAUACUAUGCAGAAGAAUGUGCCUCCAUGUUAGCUGUUACUUUUAGUAGUGGAAUGGGAACAAGGAGUAUUGUAACAACAGACUGGAACAAGCAUGGAGCUUCAGGGUGUACAUACUCACAUACAGGUACCAGUGCUGCUGCUCCUAUUGCUGCUGGGAUGGUAGCAUUGAUGUUACAAGCUAGACCUUGCCUUACAUGGAGAGAUGUGCAAUAUAUAAUUGUUAUGACAGCACAAAAGGUUGACAUAGAUUUAGCUCAUUGGCAAAAGAAUAAAGCAGGUUUAUAUCACAGCCACAAACACGGAUUUGGUCUGAUGAAGGCUUGGAGACUAGUUAAUGCUGCAAGGGUAUGGGAACCUGUUCCAUGGUUGACCUCAUAUAUGCAUUCCAGUGGUGAUAUCAAUGUACAAAUACCAAAAGGUGUAAACAAACCUCUCACAAUCAAGUACACAGUUUCCAAGGCAGACAUUGAAGGAUUUGACCUUUUUACCCUUGAAAAUGCACAGUUAGCAGUCACAAUAACACAUCCUACUAGAGGAGACUUAGAAACUGUCCUUCUUUGUCCAAGUGGUACCAGAUCUAUCAUGGGUGCUUACAGAAUGUAUGAUAGAUCUGAUAAAGGGUUGAGUGAUUGGACAUUUAACACUGUAAGGUGCUGGGGAGAGAGUCCAGUUGGAGAGUGGGUUAUAAAGAUCUCUGAUAAAGGAAGAGAUUUUUCUUCUAUUGGAUACCUGAAAAGAUGGAAAUUACGAUUGUUUGGUACAUCUAUGUCUACAGAUAUGUUUCAACAAAGAAGAAGUAUAAUAGAAGAGGCAAUGAGUGGACAGUAUUUGAACCAGAGUUACAUUCCAGAGUGCCAGGAACUUCCCAACACAGCCAAACCUGAUAGUACUGCCAUGAGUGAGAAGACACUAAAGAUUUUGACACUUGCCAGUGCAUUCUGUGUAGUAUUGGCAAUUUACCAGUCUUUUGAAUAUAUAUUCUGUUACGAUGAAGAAAAAAAGCUAGUUUCCAGAAUGAGAAAAGUUUAUGUCAGAGCUCAGCAGCUUUCACAAGGCAAUGACCCAUCAGAAACCACAGGGUUGUUGUCGUCUGCUCAGGAUACAACAGGAAGUAAUACUGAUUUAUGGGAAGAAUAUCCAAUGCAGGAGUUGAGUUCUACAAUAAGUGAAGAGCAAGCUGAUGGAGAUCAGUAUUAUAACCUUCGAGUGGCACUGCCACAACAAGGAGUUUAUACAGAAAGACAUUCCAGUUUUCAGAAUAGUAAUGAUCAGGUUCCAAGUGACCUGCAUGUGGCAGCAACUGAUGGAGCAUGUCAUAGUUCUGGACAUGCUCUAUCAGACAAUAGUGUAGAACGAGAAUCAUUUAAAUGUAAUGAUACAAAUCAUAUAGAACCAGACUUGAAUAGUAUCCAUAAAUGUGCCAACCAAUCAGAAAAUCCACAAAAACCACAUUGUGCCAUAAAUAAAUUACCAACAAUCAGUGAUACAAGUUUAAGUGAUGAUGAGAAUGUUAUUUAUAGUCAAGUUCUUGUAAAUUCUAGUCAUUCAGAUGAGGAGCAUGCUCAUUUGAUAAGUUCUAAGUCUACUUAACAGUUGCCUUUUGUUUAUGAAUUUUGAAAUUAUUAAAUUUUUUAAAACCUUUUUUUAAUGUCAUGUUCAAAUUUUGUACGGUAAUUAAAAAAAGUGUUAUUUUAUUCCAUUCUUACUGAUAAGCUUUGUUUAUCAUAGCUUUUAAGUAAAAUAGAAUAAUAGUAUGGCACAUUUGUUUUGAUCUCACAGUACUUUAUAUGCAAAGUCAGCACUUGAAAUGUUUUGUAGAAAUUAAAAAAAUAUGCUAUGUUUGAACAAUAUUUACAACGAUAUUUGCUAAAAUUAGCGAGUAUAAUCUUUACUUUUAAAAACAAAUACUUAUAUAUGCCAACCUAUUGAAGUAUUCCAUGCUCAGUAUAUCUUGGCAAUUUCACAUAACUGUUUUAAUAGUGGUCUUUAUAUUUAUAUGAGUUUACUGAUUCCAUAUAAGUAUUUUAUAUUGUACUUGUACUAUCACUGAAAUUUCAUAAAAGCUUUAAUAGAUACAAUUUGUUUUUUUAAAUAGAAGAAAAUUGAUACUUACAAAUGUUAUUUUUUAUUUCAAAAUGUGUAUAAAAUCCAUAUCAGAAGUGCCAUGUUUUGUCCAUUAUUAUAUUUCUAGUCUGUUAUUUUUAUUCAAGUGUAUAAAUAUUUUAUGCUAUGAUUUUUUAAAAUUUUUUUUGGUACAAAAAAUAGAUUAGACUGGCUGUGUUAUUAUAGAAAGCUCCUAAUAUAUAGUGCAAUGGAAGUUUUAAGCAUUAGUGGUUGGUGAUGGUAAAAAAUUGAAAAAAUGGGGUUGCUGAAAUAUUGGUUUGAAUUGGGGUUAAAAUGUUAAUAAAGGUUAUUCCUAAACUAUAUGUAUGAGUGUAUACAGGUGCUUUUCUUAAUUAUAUGGUGUUGGUUAAAAAUUUGUACAGAAAGGGUAAAAUCAGUCAAUUAUUCAGGUGAUGAUGUGUGUUUUGUAUGGAAAUGUUAGUAAACAGUGUUAACGAUUUUUUAAAGGGCUUCCCUAAACCCCUUUUUUAAACUUUCUCACAAUCUUAACUAUAUGCUGUUGUACACCCCCUAUUUAGUUUUUUUUUUUUGUGUUUCCUGUUGCAAGUCAAGGAAAUUGCAAGGGACCAGGGGGUAUCAUUUUGUGAGCUUUGUUGGCAGUACCUCUAGUUUGAGAUUCUAGAUUACCUAGUAUGGGUACUGUUGUUUAAGUGCCUACAAACUUAUGCAAUAAAUCAGAAGUUAUUAUGUUUUUUUUAUAUUUAUAAAUUUUUAGUAUAACAUUUAUAUAGAAUUUAAUUUAAAAAAAAAAUUAUUCUAAGUUCAUAGUGAUUUUGUACAGUUGCAAAGCUUCAUUUUAAUGAUUUAAAAUUACACUGUCAAUCAAAUUUAUUUGUUUUGUUAUUGCUUAUCUCAUUAAAAGAUUGCUUUUGAUAAAGAAUUGGGUACAAUAAAUCAGGUUAUUUUAGUCUCAGACUUUGUUCAAAGUUUGGGUCUUAGGGAGGGGUAAGUCAUUGAAUUUUUUUGUCAUUUUCAUCAUUGGCAUUUCAUAGCCUUGUACAAUGCAUUUAAAUAGACAGUGAAAUGUUUGCAUAAUGUACAGUUAAAUCUCUACCACUAACAUUGCAAAAUACCCUUUGUAUGGUAUUCUAAAAUCCCAAUUUUUGAAAAAUAUUAGUAAUCUUUCUGUGAAUAUCCGGGAUCUGGGUAAAAACUGUAUGGGGAGUUAAUUACACAAACUGGUACUUUCUUUUGUAAAUAUUUACUGAAAAUGACUGAGUUCCCAAGUCUGGAAAAAUAGGUGAAAAUUCCUAAAACAACUCUAUAAUAGCAGGUGCACAACUUCAACAUGUCUGCCAUCUCUCUGUGAAGUUUAAGGGAUCUGUGUUGUAAAUUGUAGGAGGAGUUAAUUACAGUUACCACUUUUCAUCGCCCACCAGCCUGCCCAUUCAUCCGUGAUCACCCUACUAAAAGCCGGUUUUAAACUUUGAUCAACCAAGCUAAAAAUGAAUCAUUCAUCUUACACUGUAGUUCUUGAUACUAAAGGGGUACUAGCUGUCAAAUUCGUGUUCACCAAUUUGACUCAAAUUCUCAUAUUUGAUUGAUAACAAUGUCAAACAUUUAUCCAACCUAUUAAAAGUCUAAAAUAAACAGUUAACAGGACAUAGGCAUGAUUACACGUAGCUUCGUUUCAUGUGUAUUUUAGUCUAGACACCAUCUAAUUAACUAUAGAGUUGACUUCCAAAGUCAUCUGAUGACCAUAUAAGCGAUGUAAACAUAAAUAAAGAUAUAAAUAGAUUAAGCGAACUUGUGCUAUUGGAUUUUUCUAGGUCUGUUUAAUUUCAUAUUAUAGAUUAAAAAUAUAUGUUUAUCAUCGUUUUUACCUGUAUAAGAAUGAUUUUUUGUGGAUCGGAUCAGUCAAUCAAAUGAUUUACCUUUGUUUCACUUUCAAUGUUGACAUUCUUUUCCUUUAAAUAACUUUACACAUACAAUUCACGUGUUAUCGAUCUCUAGCUAAGGGGUUAAAUUGAAGUUCACAUGAAUACGGAUUCAAUGAGGUCAAAUUAUUCACUUGCAAGUGAAUAAUUCAUCAUCAAUGUUUCUUAGCUUAUUUUGACAAAAUUGAACCAUACUGGUGGCUAAAAGCGAAUAAUUAUUUCACUAUUUCACUUCCAUUAAUGAUUGAACAAAAAAAAAAUCAUAUAUUAGAUUUUUUAUAUAUCUCGUAGCUAGUGCCUCUUUAAAGACCAGAGUUUACCAUGCAUAAUUAUACUUUUCCAUCCAGACAGUUAGACAAGGCCAUUUACAAAAAUUUCUCAAAAGUAAAAAACAUUUGUAACUUUUGAAACACCUGGUCACUACUUAAUACUGCUUAUAUUCUUUUUUGUAAGGUAAAGGCUUAUUCUGUUUUUUGGUGGGUAUGUUAAAGAUAGACCAUAUGUCUUUAAUGCCCAUAUUCAAUUCCUUCAAAUUUUGUCCGAUCAUCUAAUUAAUAUAUAAAAUAUUCAAGUUAAGUUAUGCCCUAUCACUUUUUAUGAUAUUUAUUAUUUUACUUCUGAGAUAAAUUUGUGUGUAUGUUUUUCUUAUUGGACUUGUACCAUUAAUUGAUGCCCAUAUGUAUUAUUUAAAUAGAUUUGUGAUUUGCAUAAUGAUAAUGAUAUCUUUUUUGUUUGUAUACAACAUACCGGUAUAUCAUUGACUAAAUUUUCCAUAUGCAAAAUGAGACUCCUCAAGUUUCAAUGAACACGUUUCAUUAAGAAAUCCAUUGUAAUUACAUUAUAUUAUAUUUUGCAAUCUGCAGGCCAUAUUGCUUUAAUUUUCAUUGUCAGUUCGAUAUUAGGUCUUUCAGUCGUGGAGAACAAGAAACACUAAUUCCAGUACUUUUGAUUGGUUGAUUUCUGAAUCUGAAUAUGAUAAUCAUACUCAAAAUGUUUAUGACUGUAAGACCAGAUGUUUUGAUCUUAUAUUGAUGAUACGUGUACUACAACUAAUUAUGUUUUAAGUUGAGUGUAGACCUUUGAUUAUUUACUAUACUUUUGUUGUUUCUGUGCUCCAAGAGUUUGAAAUAUAUACUCAAGCAUUGCUGUUUAGCUAGUUUUUAUAAAAUCAAUAUUGCUUGCCUAUUUAUUUAUUUGUUUCCUCUAUUUCCUUUACCUUAAAUAAUCAUUGAAAGACUCAACAGUUUUGGAUAAAGUAUCUAUUAUAUAUCAUUGAAUGAGUUUUGAAUAAUUUAAAUUAAAUUAAGAGAUAUCAAUUUAAGGUCAGUUUUUUUUUAAUCUUUUUGUGAUAUUUACAUGUAUUAUAUAUAUUUGUACUUCUAUUUGCUGUUAUUUAAUUUGCUUUAUCUUAGAAAGUAUAGAAAGUAAUGCAUUUCAUUUUUUCAGUAUUCAUAUGCAGUUCCGAAAUUUCAUAAAAUUCUGAGAUUUAGCAUUAAUGAACCAGUUACCUUUAUAAAAUUCAUUCAAUUAACCCAGGGAAGGCACUUUGAAAUUGGGUAACCAUCUAUAGAGCCAAUUUUAUAGUUUCUCUUAUAUUUUCAUUGUGCAAAAUAAGCUCUACCAUAGUUGAGAUUACAAAGCCUUCCCCUUGGUACCAUGUAUGCUUAUAUGGAACAACCCUUUAAAAUAUUAAGCUUUACAGGUAACCAUUAUUAGAUAAAAUGAAAAAUACUUUGCAUUUCCUGAUAAGGGUUUUACAUUAUUGUAACUGUUGAAUGCAUGCGUUUCACAGAUUGUUACCUUGUGUUCACAUAUUUGAUUUUUAGUGUGUUCAAACUAUAUCCAGUAUGUAUUUAGGGCAAAUUCACAUGCUUUUCAGAAAAGAUUAUUUUUGUAUGAAUACAACUAUAUGUAUUCUUGUUGAUUGUAUUUUUAAGAAUUCCUGUUAUUUUGUGGUGCUAUGAUUAUCAUAUACAUUUGUAAUUGAAAUAAAGGAGGGAUUACUUUUAUAAA